Messenger RNA from Juglans regia (Persian walnut), 510 nucleotides. RefSeq names its product exopolygalacturonase-like. The record is from RefSeq and is a predicted model, not a curated record. Lineage: Eukaryota; Viridiplantae; Streptophyta; Magnoliopsida; Fagales; Juglandaceae. The transcript has a single exon. Gene Ontology annotation, molecular function: polygalacturonase activity. Gene Ontology annotation, biological process: carbohydrate metabolic process. The coding region runs from base 1 to 510 and encodes 169 amino acids.
AUGUCAGGACAUGAACAUCACUCAUGUCAAAAUGUCGGCCCCAACACCGACGGGAUAAAGAUUGGAAGCUCACAGCACAUCGGAAUCUCACAUUUGAUUAUCAGUACCGGUGUUGACUGCAUAUCCAUGCUGCCCGAAACUAGAGAGGUCAAUAUUUCCGAUGUUUUUUGUGGUCCUGGGCAUGGAAUUAACGCUGGGAGCCUCGGAAAAUCCGGGGAUGAAGAUGUUUUGUCUGGUAUUGUUGUAAAAAACUGCACCUUCUGGGGUAGUACUUCAGAUGGAGUGAGAAUCAAAACAUGGGCUUAUCCUAUGCUCAAGGACACUGAGGCUUCUAAUUUUGUGUAUGAAGAUAUUUUAAUGGAUAUUAAUGUUGGCAAUCCCAUCAUUAUUGAUCAACGUACAAUAUAUAUUGCCAUGUCCCAGCUCCUUGAAAGUUUGUGCCCUCUCGAGUGCAAAUCAACAAUGUCACGUACAGAAACAUAUGGGGAAGUUCACAAUCGAAAGUCAUAG